Molecule: messenger RNA, 1401 nt
Organism: Neoarius graeffei (lesser salmon catfish)
Lineage: Eukaryota; Metazoa; Chordata; Actinopteri; Siluriformes; Ariidae
Product: E3 SUMO-protein ligase ZBED1-like
Exons: 3
Coding region: 454-882 (142 amino acids)
Molecular function (GO): protein dimerization activity
Source: RefSeq, a predicted model, not a curated record
AAAUUUUAACAUCUGCCAUCUAGAACUGGGUCAGUUCUCAAACUACAAGGUUGCGUAGCACGUUUAAGCGAAAAAGAAAAAAAAUAUGACGGGCUGUAUGAAAAUCCAUAAUACAUUGUCUCUUAUCCAUCAGGAACACUGCACCUGUUAAUAAAUCAAUUGGCCAAUUGAUAAAUCACUUGUAGGUGAGUCAAGUUUAUUUUUAUAGCGCUUUUAACAAUAGACAUUGCCGCAAAACAGCUUUACAGAAAUGUAAAGACUUUAAACAUGAGCUAAUUUUAUCCCUAAUUUAUCCCCAAUGAGCAAGCCUGUGGUGACGGUGGCAAGGAAAAACUCCCUCAGACGACAUGAGGACUCAAAAGGGAACCCAUCCUCAUUUGGUGUGCGUUACAGAAUGAGUCAGAGGCCCAGCCUGAGGAAACACCUCCUCACUCUUCUCAUGACCCAAUUCCUAUGGAGCUAAAUGAGGUGUGUGAUGCGGAAACCACUGAAGAAUGCCCUCCUGUUUCCAAGAAAUCAAAGGUAUUAGAGGACCUGUUUGGCGACUCCUUCUGCACUGAGGACCAAAAUGUCAGAGACAAAACAUCCAAAGAGCUAGUCCAUGAUGAAAUUAGGAAGUACAGAGAUGUUGCAUCUUUGAAUCUAGAUGGUAAGGUGUUAGACUGGUGGAGAGCUCACCAGGCUGAGUUUCCUCUCCUUGCAGACCUGGCCAAGACUUACUUAUGCAUUCCUGGUACAAGUGUACCAUCAGAACGUGUAUUUAGUACAGCAGGGGACAUCAUGCACUCAGAGCGUAGUGUACUGUCUUCUGAGCAUGUGGACCAGUUGAUUUUCUUGAAGAAAAAUCUGUCAAGGAGCACCACUGAGAGUAUUGAACUGUAGAGGUCAGCCUCCUUGUUUUUGGUUGUUUUGCCAUUAAUGGACUGUAGGCUUAUGUCCUAGACUUGUGUUACUUUUGAUUCUUACUGCACUUAAACUGGUUUUGUUGAGUAACCGUUCUAUUUGCAAGGCCCCUGCUAUAGCUCAAGCCAUGUGUGACCACUAUUACCUCAUUCUUCUAAAAUGCAAAUGAAUUUUUAUUUUAUAGUGAAUGGGCUGUAGGCUUAUGUCCUAGACUUUUGUUACUUCUUGUUAUUAUUGCACUUUGACUCAUUUUGUGGAGUAACUGUUCUAUUUGCAGUUCACCUACUGCAGAGGAUGUGUGACCAUUACCUCUUAAUAAAAUGCAAAUGAUUUUUCAAAAUGUAACCAAGAAAAGUGCAGGGUUGAUGUACUUGAACUGUAGACUGUAGAGGUCAGUCUUUGUUUUGUUGUCUUUUUUUAACAGUGAAUAGGCUAAUUGGCCAUACUACACCUGCACAGUAAGCACUAGACUUUAUUUUGUUCUUAUUACAAUUUAUC